Hypomesus transpacificus is the source of this 2603-nucleotide messenger RNA. It is a transcript of the gene lhfpl5b, whose product is annotated as LHFPL tetraspan subfamily member 5b. Gene Ontology annotation, cellular component: plasma membrane. Gene Ontology annotation, biological process: sensory perception of sound; detection of mechanical stimulus involved in sensory perception. The record is from RefSeq and is a predicted model, not a curated record. The coding region runs from base 1569 to 2228 and encodes 219 amino acids. The transcript is spliced from 3 exons. NCBI's taxonomy places the organism in Eukaryota, Metazoa, Chordata, Actinopteri, Osmeriformes, Osmeridae.
AGCUCUCUCUUGGAAGUCGCUUUGGAUAAAAGCGUCUGCUAAAUAAAUAAAUGUAAAUCAUUGUUCCUUCUCCCCUCAUGUGUUCACCUGUCUGUCUGGCUAGAUGCUGAUGACAUGGCUUCUCUUCAAGCCGUCUGCUGGACACGCUGUUAAAUUGUAGGGUGAGUGAGUCCUUGGCUUCUCUUGACAAGUUACUCAAGCCCGGAAAUAGGCUGUCAAUCACAGGGUGUCCUACGCCCGCAAUCAUUACAGCAGCCCUCAAGAUGGAUCCCUCUAAAUACAGGAAGUGAUUGGUGAGCGCUGUGAUUGGUCUGAAAAGGCUGCUGUUGGACUUGUGACAGCUCCUUCUCCUCAUUCUCUUUAGAGUUCCUCUCCUUGCUCCAGGCCUCCCUCCCUCCAGCCCUCGGGACACACUCUAUUGUCUGGUCCUGCUGCCCAGCCUGAGCUGCAGAUGACCUCCAGGGGGUGCCCUGGGUCAGCAGUACGGCCAGGUGUCCCUGCAUGCACUGCUCUACAGGCCGUCUCCCCUGCAGGGGUCUCUCAUUCCCCUUGCCUGGCAGAGUGACUGGUGGACAUACGUACCCCACAGCAGGCUAUACGUGCUCUCCAGGUUGCCCCAGCCAAUCCCCCCUAUAUGGGUCAGGGAAGUAGAGAACAUAACAGACUGGAGAUUGUUUCGUUGGAGCAGAUAAGGUGAAGCAGAGAAGGGAUUGUCUCCCUCCGUUUAGUGGUAAAGAGGGGUAAGGGGUGUAAACAGGGGUAAUGUUCAUUUUCAUCGUACAGCCAUAAAAACCUAACACACCUGUAUAUUCUUCUAAAGCAAUGUGACACUGUCUAACUAUAUGCUUGUUUUCUACACCACAGAUGCUGUCUGUUUUCUAUCCUCAAUUUUUCAUGCCAAUUAUUGACCCUUCUUUUAGAAUGUGAUGCACAACCACGAAGACAAGUUAUACACUAAAGAAUGUCGUUGUAUUCAUUUAUCAAAACAGGAAAGCUGUGGUUCCACACAGAAACGUUGUCUGUCACUCAGCUCAUGUGGAUAGACACCGUACUCCCCAUGUUAAAUUACCCUGAAUAAUUAAUUCCAUCGCACCUUCAUUGGCACUCGCCACAUUUCCAACACCAACACCAACUGGACAGAGGCCAACUGUCUGCCGGUAUAGAACUGUUCUUGAAUUUAUGCUUUCAUAUCGCUUUCACGUUUUUUAAAAUACGGUUAUUGAUGAAUUUGAUACAAAAACAUCAUUGCAGUAUUAUACUUCGGCAAGCGUCCGUUGUCUUGAUUGACGGUCUAUCCUUGAGAACGCCACUCAUCGGGAAAAAGUGCGUGCAGUGGUGCUGAAAAGCUGAUCUGUCUUUACACUGUUGUUGAUUCCAGUGUUGAUUCGUGCCUAACACUUGGGAGGUCAUAAUACACAGGAAGCCGCACAGCGCAACUUCAAAUUGUCUGCUACAAUUUGGGAUAGAUUUAUCGGGAUAGAAAAUUACAACGCAAAAGAAGUUAACUGAGAAACACUAAAGUUACUCAAACAUAAGCCAGUUUGUUAACUGUAUUUUUUGUUGUAGUCAUGGACAAAAUGCUACCUGCCCAAGAGGCCGCUAAAAUCUAUCACACCAAUUACGUAAGGAACGCGCGAGCAAUAGGCGUCCUAUGGGCAAUUUUCACAAUUUGUUUCGGCAUAAUCACGGUCGUGGUCUUUAUUCAGCCGUACUGGAUUGGGGACAGCGUCAACACCCCGCAGGCUGGGUACUUCGGCCUCUUCCACUACUGCAUCGGCAACGCUUUAACUUCUGAGCUGACAUGCAAGGGCAGCGCAUUGGAUUUUGCCUCAAUCCCCUCCGGAGCCUUCAGAACCGCCUUGUUCUUUGUGGGGACGUCUAUGCUAUUAAUAGUGGGCUGCAUGGUGUGCUUUAGUUUAUUCUUCUUCUGCAACGCUGGGAGUGUGUACAAGAUAUGUGCGUGGAUGCAGCUUGCUUCAGCGGUCCUGAUGUUAAUGGGUUGCAUGAUCUACCCGGAUGGAUGGGACGCCCCGGAGGUGAAGCGCAUGUGCGGCCAGCGGACGGACAAGUAUAGUCUGGGCAACUGCACAGUGCGCUGGGCCUACAUCCUGGCCAUCAUCAGUAUCCUAGACGCCCUUAUCCUGGCUUUCCUGGCCUUCAGCCUGGGAAACCGGCAGGAUAAGCUGCUGCCAGACGACUUUGAGGUGGAAGGAGCAGAAAAGCCUUAAACCAGAAGUGCCCUGACCUGUCUUCCAAUAAGGUCAGCGUCAAAGACAACAACUCCAUGACUAAGUACAGUAUGAAGAGUAUCCAGUGCAACAAUGGACUGUGUUUUCUUCACAUUGUUAAUAGAAUAUUAACAUUUUUGGGGCCAAUACACCCUACUUUCAUGGUUACCAGGCUUUGACUGCAGUGAUUUUAAUUCGUUUUAGCAGUACAAUAUAAAACCGAAACAUGCUUCUAUUACAGCAUUGUCUGAAUAGGACUUAUCAGUGAUAGGGAUUUUUUUGUAAACAGAAUUACAUUUUCAAUUGUAUGUGACUUGUUGCAAUAUUCAUGUCUCUUGAGAAAUUGUGUUUUUAUUUACUUGCCUGAAAAACAAA